AUGAGCAGUGCAUAUGCAACCGGGGACAAAAGUCGACGUCGCCGCCGCCGCGACCUUCAAUGUGAUAAAACAGAUCGUUCAGGUCCCGCUAUCAUCUUUGGUAUUGAACUGAAUUAUCCAAAAAAUUUAUCAUGCCAAACGGAGAUCUGUAAAGUAGAUCUAUUUAAAGGUAUCCAUAAACCGAUUCCUACAUCAACAACAAUUACUACUACAACAUCAGUUCCAUCAACCACAACAACAACUACUACUUCUACUACUACCACAGUAACAAUAACAGCAACAACCACAACAACUACAACUACAACCACAAAAAGCACAACUACAACAACAACAACAACAACCAGUACAACUACCACAACUACAGCAACAACUACAACCACAACUACAACAACCUCAACAACUACAACUACUACAACAACUACAACUACAACUACAACUACAACUACAACUACAACUACAACUACAACAACCACAACAACAACAACAACUACCAUAGGAAAUCCAUGUUUAUCUGGAAGUUUAUUGUGGAAUACAACGGGUACUACCGUACUUAGUGCAGCAACAGCACCAUCAGGAACAUUACCAAUAAGAGCAUCUGGUGUAUUUAUUGACUCAAAUGAUAAUUUAUAUGCUGUAGAUGAGGACAGUAAUUAUGUUGUAUGGAAACUAUUGAAAAAUGCUGUAAAUCCAACAGCUGUAGCUGGAAUCUUUGGAUCGUCAGGAACGAGUAGUACUCAAUUAAAUUAUCCUAAUGAUGUUUAUGUUGAUAAAUCUGGAAAUAUAUAUGUAAGUGAUACUAGCAAUCAACGAAUACAAAAAUUUAGUAGUGGAUCAAACAUUGGCGUCACGAUUGCUGGCGUAACUGGAUCGGCUAGCUCUCAAUUAAAUGAAUUUAAUACUCCACGAUAUUUUACUUUCGAUUCAACGGAAACAAAUAUGUAUAUUGCUGACCUUAAUUGUCAUCGAAUUAUGCGCUAUCCAACGAAUUCAACUGGGGGUACUAAUGGCGUUAUUGCAGCUGGUGGAACUGGAGAAUAUGAUCAAAACACAUCGCUGAACGGACCAUGGGGUAUUCAUUAUUUACCAUCGAUAAGUACUGACCUAUUUAUAACAAAUAAUGGUGGACAUUCAGUUAUACGUUGGACUCCCGGUGCUUCAACAGCCACUUUCGUUGCCGGUGUGCCAGGUACAUCAGGUUCUGAUGCAACUCACUUAAAUUCUCCGAUGGGAAUUAAAAUUGAUAGUUUUAUGAAUAUUUAUGUGGUUGAUAAUGGUAACAAUAGGAUUCAAUUGUUCUGUGCCAAUACUAACACUGGAAUUACCAUUGCAGGUGAUGGUACUGCGAAUAGUGGCGCAACACAAUUAAGUGAUCCACGAGGUAUUGCAUUUGAUUCAGCAAUGAAUAUGUAUAUUGGUGAUCAAGGAAACAAUCGCGUACAAAAAUUUAUGAAACUCUAA
Molecule: messenger RNA, 1458 nt
Organism: Adineta steineri
Lineage: Eukaryota; Metazoa; Rotifera; Eurotatoria; Adinetida; Adinetidae
Source: the annotation of a GenBank genome assembly